Durusdinium trenchii is the source of this 1227-nucleotide messenger RNA. NCBI's taxonomy places the organism in Eukaryota, Dinophyceae, Suessiales, Symbiodiniaceae. The record is from the annotation of a GenBank genome assembly.
AUGUUCGACGACGCGGUCAUGGCCAAGAAGCUGCCGAGUGCGGUGCUGAAACGCUUCAAUGACUGCCUCAUCUCUGGAGAGCCCACGCCCGAAGAGGAUCAGAAGGUCAUUGCCGACUGCAUCUUCGAGUGGGCUCGUGAGUUGGGCGCCAUCGAUUUCGCCCAUUGGUUCUUCCCCCUCCGUGGCGGUGGUGGUGCGGUGGGAGGAAUGCUUGGAGCCUACAAGAAGGAUACACUCAUUGACCUGGAGUUCGGCUCCAAGUUUGUGACAAAGCCCAUGAAGGCCUGCUUGCCACAUGAGCGCUUGUUCCAGGGUGAGACUGACGGCUCAUCCUUUCCGAACGGUGGACUGCGGGUGACGCACUCGGCGGCGGCCUUCACCACCUGGGACCGGGCAUCCUUUCCCUUCGUGCAGGACAAAUGCUUGGUGAUUCCAUGUGCCUUCGUGACACAUUUUGGCAAGUGCAUUGACGAAAAGACUCCGCUGCUGCGUUCCAUGGAUGCGGUCACUGUGAGUGGAUUGCGGCUCUUGAAAGCCAUUGGCAUUGGCACCGAUGCCAAGGCCAUGUGCAGUUACCUUGGCUGGGAGCAAGAGUUCUUCGUCAUCUCUGCCGAUCACUACAAAGCUCGGCCUGACCUGGUGAACUGCGGUCGAACAUUGUUUGGCAAGCUGCCCACGCGACACCAGCAGGGAGAUCUGAACUACUUCCAACCAAUUCCAGGCAAAGUGCAAGACCUGCUGGACAUUGCUCAAGCGGAGAUGUUGAAGGUGGGCUGCCCCAUGGCGGUGAAGCACAACGAAGUGGCGCCAGGACAACAUGAGAUGUCUCCGGUCUUCCGAACGGCCAACGUCUCCUGCGACAGCAACGUGCUCUUCAUGGAGGUCAUGAACCGUGAGGCUCAAAAGCUGGGAUUGCAGGUUCUCUUCCACGAGAAGCCCUUUGCUGGCAUCAAUGGCAGUGGCAAACAUGCCAACUGGUCCAUUGGCACCGACACAGGCAUGAACUUCUUCUACCCUGGCAAGAAUGAGGCUGGUGCCAAGCUCUAUGUCACAGCCAUCGCUUGCCUGGCCUACGGCUUGGCACAGUACAACGAGAUGGUCCGCUGCACGGUGGCCUCUGCCGGAAAUGACCACCGCUUGGGCGCCCAGGAGGCCCCCCCCCGCCAUCAUCUCCCUCUAUCCAGGUCAAGGCUUCGAGCAGUUCAUGGAGAGCAUCAUCUCUGGUGA